AUGGCGUCGACGUCUGCAUCGCCGACACAGAGAGUGCAAAGCCAUCCACUCGACACGCUGUCGGCCGAAGAUAUGACGACGUUGCCCUGGACACCACGUCUUGGCACGUCGAGAUCGAUGCACAGCCUUCCUUCGCCACCCAGCUCUACGCAAUCCGCGCGCAGUGUGCCGACACCUGGCAAGACUCGCCGCGUUCGAUAUGUAAAGACGCUCCAGGACGCGUCUCCACGGAAUGUGUCUCGCUCCGAGGAUGUCGACCACAUCUUGGCUAUGUGUUACAACGUCAGUAUCGGUCGCAUUCAACGCAUGGCACCCGUACACAAAGAAACGUUGCACGCCAUCGCUGCGAAGGAGCGCAUUUGCAUGGAGCUUCGCGAGGAGCUUGCGCGCGAAGAGGCGCAGCUGGAAGAGCUGCGCUCUGCAUGGAAGCGCAUGACGAUGCGGAUCGGAACGCAUCCACCUGCACAUGUGCCCCAUCGUCGUCCACCGCCCGCCUCUCCGACUGCGCAGUCGACGCGUGAGACGUCGCGGAUCGCAGACCAUGCCAAGGCAGCUGAAACAUGGCCCGAUUGGCGACGCAUACCCUCGCAGCUUUCGAAUCAGUUCCAUGCCAUGAUGGAUCAGUUUCAGACGGCGGACCAUGAUACAGGCCCAUCAUCAUCGCCCACUCAAGACCGCGCUGUGCGUAAGGGCAAAGCUAGGCGGUUUGCCGCCUCUCGUACACACACGCAGGACAUGCUCUCGAUCACAGAUGAACUGCACCCUGACAUCCUGCGUGAAAAGCUGUCGUCAGGCUGGCAUGUGUUAUCACAGCGCCUGCGCGACACCACCGCUUCGUUUGCCGACCUAUCGACGUGGGCGCCAGACGAUCCACCGCCUACAUCGAGCCAAAGCAGCCGAGCAUCCCUGCCUUUUUCUAUGGAGGACACGGCCUUCGGCACGGUCUCUGGCCUCGAUGCCAUGCACCGCGCCGCCACUGCACCCAGCGUCCUGCCUCUUGCGGAGAAGCGGCAUGCCCCGGCCCCAGAAGCACAUCUUCGCAUCGUCUAG
Messenger RNA from Malassezia restricta, 1050 nucleotides. RefSeq lists its product as uncharacterized. Lineage: Eukaryota; Fungi; Basidiomycota; Malasseziomycetes; Malasseziales; Malasseziaceae. The record is from RefSeq and is a predicted model, not a curated record. The transcript has a single exon. Bases 1 to 1050 code for a protein of 349 amino acids.